Molecule: messenger RNA, 2894 nt
Organism: Poecilia latipinna (sailfin molly)
Lineage: Eukaryota; Metazoa; Chordata; Actinopteri; Cyprinodontiformes; Poeciliidae
Exons: 2
Coding region: 218-1252 (344 amino acids)
Molecular function (GO): zinc ion binding; nucleic acid binding
Source: RefSeq, a predicted model, not a curated record
UCAACUCCAGAACCAGCAGCUUUACCAACAGAAAAGGGGAAGUAACUUUGCUACAAAUGUUACAGUGAAGAAUGAAUGUCCAUCUGGAGAUGAGAACAAGUCCUCAAAAAGCCACAGCUGUCUGUAUUGUCUCCUAAGUAAUCAUACUGUUGACAAAUGCUUUAAGUUUAAAGACAAGCCACAUAAAGAAAAGGUAAACUUUAUUAAGGAAAAAGGCAUGUGUUUUGGCUGCUUAAAGGUGGGACACAUAAGCAGAGAAUGCAGAGGUCGUUUGGUCUGUUCUGUUUGUCACCAGCAGCAUCCCAGUGUCCUGCACAUCAACGAGGACAGUACAGGAGUUUUCUCCAGACAUCCACAGAAUCAUCUGAGUACCACCUCCACAAUGACUCAGACCUGCGGUCAUGUCAGGGUCUGUGAUGAAGAUAACUCAAACCUUUCUAUCGUUGCAGUUCAAAUCAGGAGUCCAAAAACCAACACCACUGUGCAGACGUAUGCAUUUUUGGACCCGGGCAGCACAGGAACAUUCUGCACUGAAAGUUUGGCCCGGAAGCUGCAACUGAAAGGUAAAAGAACAAGUAUUCAGCUGCAAACGAUGGGACAUAAAGACAUUGUGAGUACAAACAUCAUCUCUGGACUCCAAGUAGCAGCACUUGAUAAAAAUGAUUUCAUUGACCUUCCAGAUGUCAUGACACAGAAACUAAUGCCUGUUUCAAAGCAAAAUGUUCCACAACAGGAGGACAUUGAUAAGUGGCCGUAUCUCCAAAGCAUCAAGCUCCACAACAUAGAUGCUGAUGUGGAUCUGCUCAUUGGCACAGACGCACCUAAAGUAAUGGAGCCAUGGGAGCUGAUCAACAGUCAGGACGAAGGCCCAUAUGCAGUUUCGACCCGAGUUGGAUGGGUCAUCAAUGGUCCACUCCGGAGUGGAAGGAACAAAACAGGCUGCCAUCCUUUCACUGCAAACAGGAUUUCUGUUAAACACCUGGAAACAAUGUUGAUUGAACAAUACAGUCAUGAUUUCAAUGAAACAACAUCCCAAGAGCAGAUUGAAAUGUCCAAAGAGGAUGUCAAAUUUAUGAAUAUCAUGGAUAAUUCAGCACAAUUAAAAAAUGGACAUUAUUAUAUUGAUUUGCCUUUUAAAUCUGAAAAUUCCAUCUUGCCUAUGAACCGUUGUAUUGCAGAACAACGUCUUCAGAGUUUGAAAAGAAAGUUUAACAAAAGCAGCACCUUCAAGAAAGAUUACAUUUAUGAAUGACAUGCUAUGUAAUGGAUAUGCAGAAACUGUACCUGAUCAAUUGAUGUGCAAUGAUGGAAAGGUGUGGUAUAUACCCCACCAUGGUGUUUAUCACCCCCGAAAAGGCAAACUGAGAGUUGUUUUUGAUUGUGCUGCAACAUUCAAGGGAACCUCACUGAACUGCCAGCUGCUACAAGGACCUGAUCUGACCAACUCGGUUGUGGGAGUUCUUCUGCGCUUCAGACAAGAGUCAAUCGCAGUAAUGGCAGAUAUUCAAGCUAUGUUCCACCAGGUUCAUGUUCCAGAGAAACACAGAGACUAUCUUCGCUUCCUCUGGUGGCCCAAUGGUGACACCUCACAAGUUCCACAAGAAUAUCGGAUGACUGUACAUCUGUUUGGAGCAGUGUCUUCACCAAGCUGUGCAAAUUAUGCAUUAAGAAGAACAGCAGAAGAUAAUGCCCAGCAGUUUCCAGCUGAAUUGGUCAAUACAAUCAAACAUAAUUUUUAUGUAGAUGAUUGCCUAAAAUCUCUGCCUACUGAAGAGGAAGCAAUAAAGUUUGUUCAAGAUUUGACAGCUCUUUGCAGUAAAGGAGGAUUUAAGCUCUCUAAGUGGCUUAGUAAUAGUCCUACAGUUCUGCAAACAGUUACAGACAAUAUCAAAGUAAAGAAAAUGUUGGAAAUAGAUUUGGAGCUUUCAAUGGAACGGGCGCUUGGAUUGCAGUGGUGCAUUCAAAGUGACUCCUUUGAAUUCAAAGCCUCACUUCAAGAGCGGUCCCACACAAGAAGAGGAAUACUGUCAGUAGUGAGCUCACUGUAUGAUCCUUUGGGGUUCCUCGCUCCUUUCAUCAUCACCGCCAAACAACUUUUACAGGAGCUCUGUAGGAGAAACCUGGGCUGGGAUGAUGCAAUUCACUAUCAUUUUUCCAAACAAUGGACUGACUGGCUGGAUGACCUGAAGAGGAUCUCAAAGUUUGAAGAGAGCCGCUGUAUUAAACCUAAAGAUUUCUGUCCAGUUAUAGCUCAGCUCCACCAUUUCUCUGAUGCCAGCCAAGUGGGAUACGGUACAGUAUCAUAUAUAAGAUUGCAAAAUGAGCAUCAUGUGCAUCUGUCAUUCCUCCUAGGAAAGGCCAGAGUUGCUCCUCUCAAGCAGACGACCAUCCCUCGACUGGAGCUUACUGCAGCCGUCCUUGCCGUUCGAAUGGACCAACUGCUUCACAGAGAAUUACAUCUUGAACUGGAGACAUCAGUUUUCUGGACCGACAGCACCACUGUCCUAAAAUACAUCUGCAGCGAAACAAAGAGGUUUCAUACCUUUGUUGCAAACAGAGUGUCCAUCAUCAGAGAAACAACACAAGCUGACCAGUGGAGAUAUAUAAGUUCUAAAGAUAAUCCAGCAGAUGAAGCAUCAAGAGGGAUGAAAGCAGAGGACUUCUUGAAGCACAGCAAAUGGAUAAAUGGUCCCGAGUUUCUGCUAGAGUCUGAAAAUAAAUGGCCUAAGCUGGAGGUAAAGUGUGACUCGCUUCCUCCUGAUGAUCCUGAAAUUAAAAAGGAUGUGAUCGUUAAUACUGUUAUUGAAGAGGCUAAAGACCCUACCAGUUAUUUCAUCUCCUACUUUUCAUCCUGGUCAAAGCUAAAAACAUCUGUAGCUUGGGUUUUAAAGCUC